CCUGUUUAUCUUCCUUCAGAUCCACCAGUUGUUUCCUAUCAUUUCUGUAACAUUGACGACAGAGGAGCCGCGCAGGUUCUCGUUCGUUUGUGUGCCCGUCACUGAUAGGACGGUUUGGCUGUCAGUUCACAGAUGGUGGGCGGGAUGAGUAAAGACGGACAAGAGGGAGCGUCAAGUCUCUGGAUUUAAGAGGAAGAAGGGAAGCUAACUUUCUUGAGUGGUGUUUCAGCGGCAUUAAGGCUACGUGAAAUUGAAGACUAGGCUAUUUGAAUGGCUGUUGUGUUAUGUUAGAAAGAGCACAGAAGAAUAUAUACUCAGAUUUACUAUAACAGAUGUUUAUAAUAUUAUAAUAUUACAAUUAGAAGAUGCAUUAAGGUUCCUCUCAUCAGUCUGCUUGGAUUGACUGUGGUUUCAAGAAGAUCCUUAUCAGUAAUGCUGAUGCUGACCAGUGCUUGGUCUGUGGACAGGCAUUGAUGGGAGACUGGAACCUACUUGGAAGGCUGUUGGAGAGCGCCCAGACACACUCCACCGUGGUGGGCAAGGUCUGGCUGACCGUGCUCUUCAUCUUUCGCAUCCUUAUCCUGGGAACCGCGGCUGAGAGGGUGUGGGGAGACGAGCAAUCGGGCUUCAGCUGCGACACCAAGCAGCCUGGCUGCCAAAAUGUCUGCUACGAUUACACCUUCCCCAUCUCUCACGUCCGCUUCUGGGUGCUCCAGAUCAUCUUCGUCUCCACGCCGACACUCAUCUACUUGGGCCACAUCCUGCACCUGAUGCGCGUGGAGGAGAAGAAAAGGCGAAAGCAAGAGCAGAGGUUUCGUGCGGGCGACAAACAGCCUUUACUGCCGGAGGAAAAGACGAAAGCGGUCGUCGUCCGCAAUGAACUUGGCGAGAUCCGCCUGCAAGGGACCAUCUUGCGCACAUACGUUUUCAACAUUGUCUUCAAGACCAUCUUCGAGGUUGGAUUCAUCGUGGGCCAAUAUCUCCUCUAUGACUUCAAACUCAAGCCUGUCUACGUCUGCAAGGAGUCCCCUUGCCCCCAGCCAGUUAACUGCUACAUCUCACGGCCCACCGAGAAGACCAUCUUCAUCCAGUUCAUGUUGGUGGUGGCCUGCAUCUCACUGCUGCUGAACCUCAUGGAGAUAUUUCACUUGUGCGUCACCAAGUGCUGGCACAGACAGAAGCACAGAACAGCUCAGCCUGAAGUCAACCCUGUAUCUAAAUCCCAAGAAAAAAUUGCCGUACCAUUUUUGCCCAGUUAUACCGAAUACCCUGAAUAUCAGUCCGUGCAGCAGUUACGUAAAUCCGGUACUAGCCGUUUUCCUGUGACCGGGGCAGGGUCCAUUUCUCAUUCGUACAGCAGCAAAAUAGCAAACCAGCAAAACAGGGACAAUUUAGCCAUGGAGUGGGAUCACAAUCAUGAGGCAAAUAACUUAAUAGGUCAUUCAAGGUCAGGGUCAGAUUUGACGAUAGAGAAUCAGCAAACAUCCUGCCAAUCCAACAAGCAAAGCAACAAUAAGACCAAACAAGACCUGAAGAUCUGAUGUCUUGUCAUGUGUAGUUAUCUGAAAGCUACAACCAGUUUCUUUGAGCAUAACACACGAGGUCAGUUAAUGCUGGAGGCUGUGCUGAUAUUUUUAGAGGAAAUUGCCAUUUCCAAACCACAGGGAAGAUUGUUUCUCAAACCCUUCGUAAAUAAUGUGUUGUUUUAUCUCCAUCGUUAAUUAACAUGCUACCCAACCCACACGUUAAUCAUAACAUGCUGCAUAAGUCUUGUCCUGCUCUAUGCCUAGUUUUGGACACCAUUCAACCUAUGUCAUUAAUACAUAUUGUAAAAAACUGGUAUUUAACAAACCCGACAAUAUUAAAACAUAUUUUUCUCAAAUA
Paramormyrops kingsleyae is the source of this 1884-nucleotide messenger RNA. RefSeq names its product gap junction Cx32.7 protein-like. Gene Ontology annotation, molecular function: gap junction channel activity. The record is from RefSeq and is a predicted model, not a curated record. NCBI's taxonomy places the organism in Eukaryota, Metazoa, Chordata, Actinopteri, Osteoglossiformes, Mormyridae. Gene Ontology annotation, cellular component: connexin complex. Gene Ontology annotation, biological process: cell-cell signaling.